AUGUCUAAGAAACGCAAGUAUGAAGAAGAACACAGAGAAUUCAAAUUACAAUGGGAAGAAGAGUUCUUUUUCAUAGAACGAAACAGUAAACCAUUUUGUCUCAUCUGUCAAUCCCAACUAUCACAAUUUAAGUAUAGACAUACUAUGGAAAGGCGUAUUUCAAUGAUAAGUUCAGAUAUUUUCUCUAAUUUACAAAAUGAAAUUGCUAAUUGUUCUGCAUUAAGUUUAGCGUUAGAUGAAUCUACUGACAUUCAGGAUAAACCACAGUUAGCUAUUUUUGUACGUUAUGUGACGAUGAAUAUGGAAGUGAAAGAAGAAUUAUUAGAUCUUAUAGCUCUUAAAGAAACUACUAGAGGUUGUGAUAUUAAGGAUGCUCUUGACGUAGUACUUCGUAAAGCAGAAGUACCUAUUGCAAAAAUUGUUAGCGUCUCAACUGAUGGUGCACGUGCACCCAGUAUGACAGGUUGUAAAAAUGGAUUGAUAGGUAUUUUAAAAAGUGAUACUGAUUUCCCAGACUUUAUUCCAAUUCACUGCAUUAUUCAUAGAGAACACCUAACGGCUAAAUAUUUUAAAUAUGAACAUGUGAUGAGUGUUGUUCUUAAAAUUGUGAAUUACAUACGUUCAGGUUCAAAAAUACAUCGCCAAUUUAAAAACUUUGUUGAAAGUUUGGAGGAUGAUAUUCCAAAUGAUAUUCCGUGGUAUUGUUUAGUUCGAUGGUUAUCGACCCACAAUGGUUAA
Diuraphis noxia (Russian wheat aphid) is the source of this 738-nucleotide messenger RNA. Its product is annotated as general transcription factor II-I repeat domain-containing protein 2A-like. The record is from RefSeq and is a predicted model, not a curated record. Lineage: Eukaryota; Metazoa; Arthropoda; Insecta; Hemiptera; Aphididae.